Messenger RNA from Conger conger (European conger), 4289 nucleotides. RefSeq names its product SITS-binding protein-like. The record is from RefSeq and is a predicted model, not a curated record. Lineage: Eukaryota; Metazoa; Chordata; Actinopteri; Anguilliformes; Congridae. The coding region runs from base 39 to 2102 and encodes 687 amino acids. The transcript is spliced from 10 exons.
UUCAUUUUUAUUUUAUUUUUUUUAUUUUUCAAAACAAUAUGCCGCAUGCGCGUAACAGGAAUCCGAGCCCCAUUCCAGAAGUGACAUGGGACACAGGACUGAAAGAAAUGAACGAAACUUGGAAGGGGGCGAUCGCUUGUCUCGGCGUUGCCAUCUUCUUCGUUAUGACCAUCGGGAUCAUCUAUUGGCAAGUGGUGGAUCAGCCCAAUAAAAACUGGAUCCUACGAGGCGGCUUCAGCGGACUCAUCUGGGAACGACGGACGCACUCUCUGGUCGUACAGACGCUGGCCGAAGACAAGACCUUUGUGGAGAUUGACGUGGGAAACGUGGAAACCUCCGACACGGAGAUUCCCUUCGUCAGAAACCUCUGCUGGCUCAACAAGACAGAGUUCUGCUAUACGUGGGAUUCGAUUGCAGACGUAAAGAUCGCUCUGGAGUCGGAUGACGCGUCGGAGACGGAGUGCUACAAUAUAACAUGGACAGCCCUCCAUUGUCAAGUAGAUCUGAAGGACUGCUUCUCCAUGGGGAACGUGUCGUGGUACGGGGGCGCCAGUGUCCAGGCGCAGAACUGGCCCAUAAACGCCGCCAACACGUCCAUGCAGCCCUUCACCGUCGGCGACCUGCGGGAGAACCCGGGCGGGUACGGGCCCGUGCUGGAGCGGUACUUCCUGGGCUCGUCAGGUGUGGCGGUGCUGGCAGACCCGGAGCUGCCCCUGCAGGUGGGGUUCGAGAGCAGGACGCAGUUCUGCCUGCGGGCGGCGCCCGGGAUGGACCGGCGGCCGCUGCGCUACAGCGUCUGCGUGGGCCGCGACCUCAAGGCCGUCCACCAGGAGGUGGGGCGCAGGCUGCACCCCCGCCAGCGCGGGGCGCCCAACCUCAGCAUCCUACGGCUGCCCUUCUGGAAGCUCCUGGCCAAGGUGGACUCGGGUGCCAAGGUGGAGAGGGAGAUCAGGACCUUCUCCAAUCGCCUGCGCAGGCACCAGCUGGGGGAGGGGGUCAUCAGCCUGAACGAACAUUCCUCAUCCCUCCUCUCCGACACGGACCAUGAAUUUGUCUCAGGCAGGAGGAGGACGUCUAAGAGGCAGACCAGGACCCUGCCGAUGGUGCGGCUUCUGAACAUUUCCGUCACGCUGUCUCCGUACCUGAGUGUGGAUUCCCGGCCGGUCCAGACCUCCCUGCAGGAUGGGACAGAGGGGUACUGGCUCAGUGCACUGACAGCGCCCCACGGACACCCGGUUCCUCUGUUGACCCAGUGGAAGGGGAAGUUCUGUGUGAAACUGAACCUCUCCAACCCAGCCGCAGGGAACUGGUUCCAGGACCGGGUGGAGGGGCUACAGUCCCAGCUGGACGCCGAGUUUGUGAUCCUGGAGGGGGGGGCUGGGGCCCCGCGUCUCCCCAGCAACGGGGCCACAGACCAGUACAUCAGACUGCUGGCGGCCCUGGCGACCAAGGUGGGGGACUCCACCGUGGUUACCGCGGGAACCAGGUCCAGCGACGUUCCUCUGUUCAUCGGGAUGACCCCGCUGCGGGGUGACUGGAGCUCUUCCGGCCUGAAGGGGAUCAUUCCCUCCGUCCUCCACUACAGCCUGCUGGGGUACAGCUUCUUCCUGCCUGACGCAGUAGGAGGCUCUCUGAGCCGUGACCUGGUCACCGAUGAGGAGCUGUUCAUCCGCUGGCUGGAGAUCUCCUCCUUCCUCCCCGUGCUCACCUUCCACACGCCGCCCUGGGUGUGCGGCGAAGACCGGCUCCUGAACCUGACACGGUUCUACAUCUCCAAGCACCAGGACUUUGUGGUUCCUCUGAUAGUGAAGUACGCCAGCGAGUGGCAGAGGGACAGGAGCCCCGUAUACCGCCCCCUGUGGUGGAUCAGCCCGGACGACCCCUACACCUACACCAUCGACGACCAGUUUCUCAUCGGAGAUGAAGUCCUUGUGGCACCCGUGACGGAGAGAGGCGCCCUACAGAGAGAUAUUUAUCUCCCUGGAAACGGCCUUCAGUGGCAGGACACCAGCAACGCUCGAGUGUUCGACGGAGGGACGUUCCUGGAGAACUAUCCCGUCGGCCUGGAAGACGUGGCUGUUUUCACACGGAGGAGUUCCUGAAUCCUGGAAGAUGUGGCCGUUUUCACACGGAGGAGUUCCUGAAUCCUGGAAGACGUGGCCGUUUUCACUCGGAGGAGUUCCUGAAUCCUUGAGGACUAACGCUUACUGUUCUUUUUUUUUUUUCUUCCAUUUGCGCGUUCUGAGUUGCACUUUCCUGAAAGACCAUUGACCGUGUCUGGAGAUGUAAUCUUCAGGCUGUAGUUUUGAGAAAUUUUUUAUACUUGCACUUUACGAUUCAAAAUGAUUUCUAUAAUUUUUUUCUUUUUUUAAAUCUUUUCAUCCGCUUCGUUCUGUUCUGCCGUUUUUUAUUUGUUGCAUUUAGUCACAACAAAAUACCUGUGUGUUUACAUUAGAUCAAUUUUACAGUCUUUAAAAAAAAGUUUAAACAUCACUGGUUCCCAUCCAAUGGAGUGACAAGGUAUUGCCUUUAUAUUCUUAAAAAUCUUUUCUUUUUUUUUUAAAUUUUUUUUUUAAAGAAGACCAAAUAAGGAGGAACACAUGGACCGAGUCCUCUCAAGUCAGUGCACAGCCUGGAGGGGAAAUGCACAUAAUCCGCCAUUUUGUAGGAAACGUGCUGCCUGGUGUGUCGGCUGCCUUUCGUGACACAGCUUUUACUUGAACCCCAUGGGCUACGGCGUCCGCAGUACCUCGAAUGCAGCACCGCGUCAUCUUAUGUGGAAAACCUGUCGCCUCUCGUCGAACCGUCUCCUGCGGCGGCCAUCUUAGAAGCACUUAUAAUCGUCUGAGCCCCGACUGCACUGUGCAGUAAAAUGGCGGUUGAACGAGCCUCAACGUAAGCUAAAACCACACAAGGACCCAAACCGCCACCUUUUCAUAUUCCCUCUAACUGCUUUCAUCUGGAGAACUCAUACAGUAUGGACACAAACAUAAAGUGUGUCGUUGCAUUUUGAGUCGAAGUGCAAAACUUUUUUUAGUUGGUUCAAGCAAGUCAGUGAUCAACAGCUCCAUGUCGCUCAACCUAUUUGGAGGUUCAUGAGACCUGAUUGUCUCAUCUCUCCCUCUCUCUCUCUCUCUCUCUCUCUCUCUCACACACACACACACACACAUACACACACACACACACACACAGACACACAUUGACGUGCACACAGACACAACGUUUACCUGAUUUAGUGGUAACACACUAGGAGACAGUUAGGAGUCCCCGCAGUUAAACUACAGUACAUGAACUUGGGUACACGGCUGGAAUAAACCCCAGAGGUCAGAGGUCAGAGGUCAUGUUUAGCCAGAAUGGAGCACGCACAAUGUCAUCAAAGCUCUUAUGAUGGACGCAGAAGAAAACAAACCAGCAACAAAACAAUGUGGACUGAGGAACUGUCGAUUUUUAAGGCCCGGAGCUUUCCAAUAUGCAAUAUACGUCAGCUGUUUUUGAUCGUAAUAAGUCAUUUCAUGUAAAUAUCUUUGUUAUAUGUACACUGUUGUCGUGUGAGGUUUCGAUCUUGGCAUGUGUGGCACUAGAAUAGUGCCUUAACAGAUACCAGACUAGUAGGCCUGUCCAGAACAGUAAAACAAUAACCCCUGACAGAAGCAAUAACACUGACCUAGGUUCACAUAUCUGUACUGUACAUGUCUGAUUUAACUCCAUCCCAUUGCAUUCACAUCUAGAUAUAAUGUCUACACCCGGGACCGGAACUACAAAACUUAAUUUGAACUUUUAUUUUACGUGUUUACUGUGUAAUAAAACUCUCAGGUCUUGUUAAGAUUUCAUGGGAAACACACACACACGUACUCGCAUGUGCAGACACACACACACACACACACACACACACACACACAGACACGUCUUAGUGCACCACCUCGUACACACUUUAAUGUCUUAAUCUCUUGCAGGAAAUGCACAUUUGAACUUAACCUGAAGACUGUAUCUGUCAAAUGCCUUUUUUCUAAGAUGGAGGUACUGUAUACUGUUUCCUGCUUUUGUGUUCUUAACUGCCACAAUGUCACAGACAGGAAGUGAUCACAUUUCCCUGCUGUGAUUGGAGCAGAUCACAGACAGGAAGUGAUCACGUCUCGGUUAUCCCUGUUGUGAUUGGAGCAGGCUGGAUUAGUGACCCACCAGCAGUGGAGAUGGGCAGUUUGCCUCUGUAUGCCAGAAGCUUACACACUUUCAUGUGCCAUUACAUGUUUUGUUUUCUGCAAAUUGUUUAGAGAAAUGAAAUUGACAAA